AAUAUUCCUCCUUUGUCAUUCCUAUAUUUUGUCCUCACUAGUCUUGAAGGUUGCAAUACAUGGUAUCCCUGGUUCAUAUAUAUAUGGGAGUUCGGUAAAGGAGCAGAGGUGCAGAAAGCUGUUGGGUUUCUCUCAUUCACCGUCCUCCCAAUUUUGACCUUUUGUUCCCACUAUCUAUAUCUCAUCAUCCAUAUUUCAAUUCUAUACGUAUAGUAUUAAUUAUAAUAAUACAAGGAAAAAAAAAAGAAAGGAAAAUACUGAUCUUCGCCGGCGUAACUCCGGUACCGGCAACGGUUGCAGCAGAGAAGAUAUUUUUUUCUGUUGAUCAACAAGAUCUUCAAUUUUCUCCAUCUGCCUGAAACCACGAUGAUUCAAACCCUACGUUAUUACCUCUCUGAACAUCCUUCAAUCGUCGGAUUCAGAUGGACUGAUAGCCAAUCAUGGGGAAACACGUGGGUUUUCUUGUUCAUCUCGAUAUUAGCAUACAUCAUGUUAUCAGUUUUCCUUCAUCUAUUCCUCCUCCUCCUCUUCCGUCACCGUCGUCCGCUUCCUCUUGGUCCAAUCCCGGCCGUUCACUCCCUUUCCAUGGCGUUAAUCUCCUUCACCAUAUUCGCCGGAAUCCUCCUCUCCGCCGCCGCAGAGAUUCGUGACACCCGUUGGUUCUGGCGGCGGUAUAAAACGACGCCGUUUCAGUGGCUCCUCUGUUUUCCUCUCGGUACACGUCCUUCGGGUCGGGUUUUCUUCUGGUCAUACAUUUUCUACCUCUCCCGUUUUCUUCAUACUUUCCGCACCUUUUUCACAAUCAUACGACGUCGUAAACUCUCGUUUUACCAACUGUUCAAUCACUCAAUCCUCAUAUUUAUGUCAUUUCUAUGGCUUGAAUUCUCACAAUCCUUACAAGUUCUUGCUAUAAUUUUGACAACAUCAAUUUACUCUGUGGUUUAUGGUUACAGAUUUUGGACUGCUGUAGGAUUACCCAGUAAGUGUUUUCACUUUGUGAAUCACUGUCAAAUUGUGUUGUUGGGUUGUAAUGUAAUUUGCCAUGUUGGAGUACUUUUGCUGCAUUUCUUAAGAGGUGGGUGUAAUGGAAUUGGUGCUUGGGUUCUCAAUUCAGUACUCAAUGGUGCUAUUCUCUUCUUUUUCCUUAAUUUCUAUGUCAAAUUGCAUUUGGAGAAGAGAAAAAUUAGUGCUGCUGGUAAAGAAACUCAAACUUUGGUGGACUCUCUUAAAGACAAGGAUAAUUGAGGUCUUCUGCUCUGGUCUGUUAGGCUGAGUUGGGCGGAUUCUUUAUUUUUAUGUUGUAUUCUUGACAUUUUUGAAGAGUCCGAUUAAUAUAUAUAUAUAGUACUAGGAAUAUUCUUCCAGCCUUCUCAUAUAUAUAUUUCUUGAGAUUUUGUAAAUGAAAAUGUAUAAACUGUGUAUUUUUGUUGAGAUGUAAGAAUAAGCAUACAUGUUUAUUGA
Solanum dulcamara is the source of this 1461-nucleotide messenger RNA. RefSeq names its product elongation of fatty acids protein 3-like. Gene Ontology annotation, molecular function: fatty acid elongase activity. Gene Ontology annotation, biological process: fatty acid elongation, monounsaturated fatty acid; sphingolipid biosynthetic process; very long-chain fatty acid biosynthetic process. The record is from RefSeq and is a predicted model, not a curated record. NCBI's taxonomy places the organism in Eukaryota, Viridiplantae, Streptophyta, Magnoliopsida, Solanales, Solanaceae. The coding region runs from base 367 to 1245 and encodes 292 amino acids. The transcript has a single exon. Gene Ontology annotation, cellular component: endoplasmic reticulum membrane.